UCACAUGUCAUGUGACAGUGUGUCUGAUGAAGACGUGAAUAAGGAACUGUUUCCUUUACAUUGUUUUUCAUCAUAUAGUGAGUUUAGAGUGUGCAGAGGCGGACAAAUGGGGUUAUUAAUAUAUCUGAGUUUAAUGUGGAUGUUCUUAUUAGCUUCUACACUGCCUUCUAAGGUAAGAAAAACAGGUGAAUUCGGUGUUUUAUUUUGAGACAUUCCUGAAAUACCCGGAUGUAUAAAGCUGUAUUGACUUUCUUUAGAAUCUAAAAUCUACCUACAGACAAAGAAUACAUUUUGUUUAGUAGAAUUUGCACCAGUGGUUUCAAAGAUAAUGUCUGAUCAGUUCUGUGCACACUGGGACUAUACUGUAAGGUUUCUGUUAUCUCUAGUAUAAUAAUCCAGUGCUGAAUUGUUCAUCUAAAAGCCUUUCUGUUUCAUAAACAUCCUCACAUUUGAAGUUUAAAGAAGAGAACUUCUUUGACAUGAAUGUCUUCAGUCAUUUUCAGAAACCAGUUUAUCCUGGUCAGAGUGGUGGAGGAUCUGGGGUCCAUCCUAGGUGGGAUGCCAGUCCAUCACUGGGCACCAUACCAGGGUUUUCCACUUGUCAAAAAUAAAAGGUGGUGGACGGGGUGGGGCCCCGGGGGACAAAGUCCCCCUGAAGCUGACGGGCUUUGGGCUAUGUCCAGGGCUCGAAAUUAACUUUUUUUCUUUGUGUCCCCCAGUGGUCCCAAAUUCUGUGUUGUAUUGUCCCGAAUGGAAGCAAUAGUGUCCCCAUUUUUUCCUCUCUGAAAUAACCAGUGGUUAAUAUUAUCAUAUGAAGUUACUAUUAUAUUUGUAACUAUGCGAUUUUGAACCCUUUAUAUCAUUUUUACAAUAAGUCACAAGACACAAGCGACACAUGUCCUAUACAUCAUCUACUUCAAAAUUACAGUUAUUGCAUUUUCAGUUUAUUAAACUUUGGCGAUCUCACUGUAUGAAUAGAUACCCGUUUAUUUAAAGGGGCCAACUAGCUCAUUCAGAAAAUGUUUCAACUCCCUACAUCUGCAGUACACUUUAGUUGAAAAUAAGACCCCUUUUAUGUUCAUUUCAUCUACUUAUACCUUGAAUAUCUGUUGGCACUUAUAAGGCCAACUUAUCAUUUUCACCAUUAUCGUUAUCCAUUUUUAUGAACUUUCCGUUAUCCAUUUUUAUGAACUUUCCGUUAUCCAUUUUUAUGAACUUUCGCUGCCGGGUGCAAAUGUUAGCACCAUCAGCAUAGUGGCAGGUCCGAGCCUAGUUGUGCUGCUGACUGACUAAACUUUCUGAACUAGAAAGACACCAAGAAAACUCACUUAUUCUGUUGAACGGUAUCUUCCGUCAAUAUCAUCCACAUCAUUCCUGUUGUAUUUUAUAACGUGUCUAACAGUGUUCAUUCAGUUCAUUCAGUUGCUAGCGUUGCCUGCAGACCAGGCGAUGACACUUUGGAUCCUGAAGGUCCCGGAGACGUUAUGUCUGGGCUUUCAGUUUCUUCCCCGCGGUCGGUCCGCUUCAACCACUUCAGCAUUUUUGUUCUGGCAAGAGUCGGCGCAGCGUGUGCGGUAGCAAUUCCAUUCCAAGUCCAUAUAAUGCGGACUCCGGCCGAAGAUUCUAGAACAGAAUGCGCUGCUCUGUAGCCUACGGAUGCAGGUGCAUCGAAAGUGUAGCUACUAUGUAUUUUUCGCUGUUAACGUUUUAAAAUUGACAAAUUAGGUGAAUGUCUACGUAUGUGUUACGGCUUUGUAAAUAAUAUUAAUGUAGAACUUUUUUUCUAGAUCUAUUUUUUUUCCAUUGUCCCGGGAUUGUCCCAGAUAUGAUAAUUUUGUGUCCCGAUGACAUUUUUAUGGUCCCCGGGACACCGUUAGUUUCGAGCGCUGGCUAUGUCUGGUUGGAAUCUCGUCUCAUCUCAUCUUAUCUCAUCUCAUUGGCAGCACGGUGGUAUAGUGGAGCGUUUCUCAACCAUGGUGCCGUCAGAGAAUAUUCUAAUGUUGAAAUAAAUAAAAUGAAUUAAAAUUCCAAAAAACGAUAGAUCAAAAUUUGUCUCACGGCCCCCUUUCCCAUGUCACAACAUCACUGCCGGGGUCAGCGUGACUGCGUAUAUUUUAUAUGGGGGUACCUUGAGAAUUUGCAUACUUCUGAAGGGUGCCGUGACUGAAAAAAGGUUGAGGAACACUGGUGUAGUGGUUAGCACGGUUGCCUCACAGCAAGAAGGUUCCGGGUUUGAACCCAGCAACCGGCGAGGGCCUUGCUGUGCGGAGUUUGCAUGUUCUCCCCGUAUCUGUGUGGGUUUCCUCCGGGUGCUCCAGUUUCCCCCACAGUCCAAAGACAUGCAGUUAGGUUAACGUGGGGUGGCCUUGGGCUGAAGUGCCCUUGAGCAAGGUACUUAACCAGUGUUGCCAGAUACUGCUGACAUUUUCCAGCCCAAAAUAUGUUCAAAACCCGCCAAAAUGCACUUGAAACCGCCCAAUCUGGCAACACUGUACUUAACCCCUGACUGCUCCCUGGGCGUUCUGGUGUGGUUGUUCACUGCUUCAGAUGGGUUAAAUGCAGAGGAUGAAUUUCACUGUGCUUGAAGUGUGCAUGGGACAAAUAAAGGUUUCUUCUUCACAUCGCUCCUGUGGAGUUUGGCCCCAUCUAGACAGUUGAAAGUCAGACUUGGAAGACGCUCUGGACACUUACAGUAAUGCUUUUGUGGCUGAGAACUACAGUCGACUUGCUAACUUUUUAGGACUGCAGUUGUCAUGAACAGUUUUGCACUCCAGUUUCCGUUAAUGAAGAGUUUAUAACAUCAACAAAACUGACUUCAUGUUAAAACUGUUAAUGUUAGGGUAGUAUCUCACUGGGCUGCGACAGCCUGUGACUAGUUGGAGACACAACAAUUGCGAUAAAAUAUGCAAAUUUGCGAGAAUUUUCACUUGGAAUCACACUGAAUUGAUAUUCGCAUAUUUUAUCGCAAUUGUUGUGUCUCCAACUAGUCGCAGGCUGUCGCAGCCUAGUGAGAUACACUCGCACUUCCUGUCUCACGGAAACUGACUUGAGAAGGGUUCGUGAUGGCUUUGCGACACCAGCGACGCAUUUGCAGCUAUUUUGAGAGAAAUUUUGUCGCACUAAUUUUUUGAAUACGUUCAAAAUUUCAGCAAUGAAGGAGCGACACUUUGCGACUCAUGCGAGGAAAUUGAGAAGCCCCGUGAAUGUUUCAAGACACUUUUGAAACUCUCUCGCGAAUGACGUUAGCAAUUUGCCGCAAGCAGUAAUGCUUUUGUGGCUGAGGACUCCAGCUGGCUUGCUAACUUUAGGACUGCAGUUGUCAUGAACAGUUUUGCACUCAAGUUUCCAUUAAUGAAGAGUUUAUAACAUCAACGAAACUGACUUCAUGUUACAGUUUUUCUCAAUUCCUAAAACACUAAACCCUAGCCUGGGAAAUCCCAUGCUGCUUUGCACAAUCGUUCCGAUCUGAAAAGACAGCAUGGAAACUAUGGUCUAAAGGCUCGCCUGAGUUAGGGAGCCAAUCAGAGAGUGGGGAGGGGUGGAAAGAUGGUGACACGUACUACUCGACAAACGGAAGCUUGUAGUUUAUUUGGGACUGUUUACGGAUCACAUUUAACAUGGCGGCGAGCGAUACGAACCAAACUUUCGAUCAAGCUUUGUCUUGCACAAAUGGCAGUAAUCGUUCGGUGCCAUUGUUUUCCUAUUUUUGUUUUGCCUUCUCUUUCUCCUUCCUUCUCUUCUUCGUCGCUCUAACUACGUCACCGGGUACAACUGCCAUGAUUGGCCAUGGGCUACGUAUACGCCAAAUGAUAGACAUUCGCAACGUCCAAUAAACGGCCGUUGACAAUCAUAAACCACACCUCCCCUACGAGAAAUUCAAUAGGCGGAUUCCAGACCAUAUUUCACUUGUGAUAUGGUCUGGUGUUAACCAGACUAACUAAACCCUAUUGUCUGAACCAAAUGCUCAGUUGCCUGAACCCACUGAUUGAAUCAGUCACUCUUUUGGCAAAACCAUAGGCACUUUUCACCUGUUUAGACACAACUUGCCAACACAUUUUCAUUGUGACGCACCUGUGCUGCAUAAUGGUGAGCACAGGUGACAAAAGUCAAACAAUUAAAGCACAGGUGUCACCACUUGAACACAACAGCUCAAAAUUGAUCACACAUUUGGCUAAUGAUGUGAGGGAACAUAUAAGCCAGUUCAGAGAGCACUGGUUUGUGAGGCCCUACAAUGGAUAGAAAUCUGAGAGGAAGAGUUCGUGUGAGAGGAGGUCGAGGUGAUCAGCGAAGACAAAGAACAGUAAUAUCUGAUGAAAUCAGAGCUACUGUGAUUGACCAUGUUCUUGUCCAUGGUAUGAGCAUGAGGGAGGCUGGAGAAAGGGUGCAACCAAACAUCAGUAGAUUCGCUGUGUCCACCAUAAUCCGAAGAUUUAGAGAAGAGAACAGAAUUGAAAGACUGCCACAUGGGGGUGGGAGGACAGGUAUGUUCUCCCCACACCAAGAGACCCUAAUUGUUGAUAUAGUCCAUAAGAACAAAGCCGUUAAACUGAGUGAAAUUGAGCAGAAGAUCAUUGAGGACCAUGUAAAUUUUGAGGGUAUCAGCAGUGUCAGCCUCUCUACUGUUGAUCGUGUCCUCAAGCGCAACAGACUGCGCAUGAAACAGCUGUACAGAGUGCCCUUUGAUCGCAACUCAGACAGAGUCAAAGAGCAAAGAUUCCAGUAUGUACAGAUGCAGAUCAAGCCACUGAUUUAUGAUGAGCAGUUGCUGUGGGUGAGCAACGGAGCAGGCCAGGUGAACACGUAUCGUGUUCCUCUGCUAACAUUCACUUCUCAAGGCAACCUGCUGGCCUUUGCUGAGGCGAGGAAAGACUCGUCAUCUGACAUCGGGGCAAAGUUCAUUGCAAUGAGACGCUCUACAGACAAAGGACUUACCUGGUCUCCGACAACCUUCAUAGUGGAUGAUGGCAUUCUGGUGGAUGGCUUGAACCUUGGCUCGGUUGUAGUGGACGAGCAAAGACGUUCCGUGAUGCUGAUCUACUGUCUGUGCUUCCACCAGUACCAGUGCAGUACCUCCAGCACCAUGUUAGUGGAAAGUCUGGAUGAUGGUCUGACCUGGAGCAGUCCUCGUAAUCUGUCUGUCCAGCUCGGGGUGAAGAGCUUCGCCCCUGGGCCGGGAUUCGGCAUUCAGAAACGCUUGAGUCCAGCAGUAGGACGUUUGGUGGUGUGUGGUCAUGGCACCAUCGAGGGCGAUGGGGUUUUCUGUAUCCUGAGCGACGAUCACGGGCAAACGUGGAGGAACGGCGGAUCGCUGAAGAGUAUCCCGUAUAAUCAGCCCAAACAGAGCUGGGACUUCAACCCUGAUGAGUGUCAGCUGGUGGAGCUGCAGGAUGGAAGCAUCAUGAUCAACGUGCGGAACCAGAAUAACUACCACUGCCACUGCAGGAUAGUGGUGCGGAGCCUGGACGGAGGAGAGACUCUGCCUGUAGAGGAGCUGAGGUUCGACAACACACUGGUGGAUCCCAUGGUGGCGGCUGGAGCUCUGCAGAAGGAAGGGCUGCUGUUCUUCAGCAACCCGGCCAACACCCAGAAGAGGGUGAACAUGACUCUCCGCUGGUCUUUUACUAACGGGUCAACGUGGGAAAACGAGGCCAUGCAGAUCUGGGCCGGGCCAAGUGGAUACUCCUCCAUGACAUCUCUCGUCAGCAACUCUGUAGAAGAUAAGAAGUACAUCUACGUCAUCUAUGAGAAAGGCCACAUGGAGUCCAUUGAAACCAUCUCUGUCGCCAAAAUCCACCUGUACGGUGGCAGAUAGAGCGAGAGGACCGUGCACUGCAGGAAAGAAAAAAGGGAACAGAAGUGACCAUUUAUCAAAAGUUACAAGAAAUUCAAGAGUGGAACGAAGGUGUGAUUUGAAUUUGCAGUAAACUGCUGAGGAUUGUCCGUUUGCCGCACGUGGCCAGCAAUUGUCAGUGAUGAGCGAUUUCUGAAAAAUUCCACCUUUUCAACACCGUACAUAAUCCAGUACAAAACUCGUUGUACACAUGGACAGGAAAAAUGGGAAAAGUCCUGGACACUGCUUGAUCCACUGUCUUCUAAAACUACAAACACCUGAAGUCUUGAAGGGGAAAGAAGCCGUGUGUGUGUGUGUGUGUGUGUGUGUGUGUGUGUGUGUGUGUGUGUGUGAGAGAGAGAGAGAGAGAGAGAGAGAGAGAGAGAGAUUUUUUAAUUUAUACAGUGGUGCUUGAAAGUUUGUGAACCCUUUAGAAUUUUCUAUAUUUCUGCAUAAAU
Neoarius graeffei (lesser salmon catfish) is the source of this 6288-nucleotide messenger RNA. Its product is annotated as sialidase-1-like. The transcript is spliced from 7 exons. Gene Ontology annotation, cellular component: cytoplasm; lysosome; membrane. Bases 4232 to 5812 code for a protein of 526 amino acids. Gene Ontology annotation, biological process: oligosaccharide catabolic process; ganglioside catabolic process. The record is from RefSeq and is a predicted model, not a curated record. Gene Ontology annotation, molecular function: exo-alpha-sialidase activity. NCBI's taxonomy places the organism in Eukaryota, Metazoa, Chordata, Actinopteri, Siluriformes, Ariidae.